AUGGUAGCUGUGUUCAACAAAGAGCUCUUGAGUUGGUACCUUAUCACUCUUAAACUCAAAGAAACAUUAGAGUCCGGGAUUCCAUCAUCAGCUGAGUUUCCAGAGAAGCCUCCUCAACAGCAGCAAAAGCUUCAGCAGGAGCCUUCAGAACCAUUGCAGGUUAUCAUCAAUGAAGAUGGUGAAAAUUUGAAGGAAGAAGCAAGCUCACAAGAAUCUGAAUGGGUGAUCUCCAUCAAGGAAAAACUAGAGCAAGCCCGUCAAGAUGAUGUGGCAAGUUCAUGGGCCAAGUUAUCAAUCUACAAAAUCCCCCACUACCUCAGAGAAACUAGUGGCGAUGACAAAGCUUAUGUACCCCAGAUAGUGUCCUUGGGUCCUUACCACCAUGGAAAAAGACGUCUCCGCCAAAUGGAUCGCCAUAAAUGGCGUUCCCUUAAUCAUGUCUUGAAGCGUACCAAACAAGACAUUAGUCUCUUUCUCAAUUCAAUGAAAGAGAUAGAAGAAAGAGCUCGUUACUUUUAUGAAGGACCAAUCAGUUUAAGUAGCAAUGAGUUUGUGGAAAUGCUGGUCCUUGACGGUUGUUUUGUGCUUGAGCUAUUCAGAGGAGCUACAGAAGGGUUCCAGAAACUUGGGUAUUCAAGGAAUGAUCCUAUUUUUGAAAUGCGUGGUUCCAUGCAUUCCAUUCAGAGAGAUAUGAUCAUGCUGGAAAACCAGCUUCCCCUGUUCGUACUAGAUAUGCUUCUGGGAAUUCAACUGGGUAACCCAGAACAGAAAGGACUUGUUGCAAAUCUAGCACUCAGGUUCUUCGACCCGUUAAUGCCAACGGAUGAGCCAUUAACAAAAAGUGAUAGAAACAAAUUAGAAUCAUCUCUUAGAAGCAUUGCCACCUUUGACCCUUUAUCUGAUCAAGGUGGUCUUCAUUGCUUGGAUGUGUUCAGGACAAGUCUACUGCGGAAAGGACCUCAACCAUCACCCAGAAUAUGGAACAAACACAGGUCACGUGCUCGUGGGGUUGCAGACAAACGGCGCCAACAACUGAUACAUUGUGUCACAGAGCUUAGAGAGGCUGGAAUCAAGUUCAAGAAAAGGAAGACUGAUCGUUUCUGGGAUAUCAAAUUUAAGGAUGGUAUUCUGCGAAUUCCACGGCUAUUGAUACACGAUGGUACUAAGUCUUUGUUCCUCAACCUCAUUGCCUUUGAGCAGUGUCAUCUUGAUUGCAGCAAUGACAUUACAUCUUAUGUUAUCUUCAUGGACAACUUGAUCAACUCUCCAUCAGAUGUUGGGUACCUUCAUUACCGUGGGAUAAUUGAGCACUGGCUUGGUAGUGAUGCUGAAGUUGCAGACCUUUUUAACCGCUUAUGUCAAGAGGUUGUGUUUGACAUUAAUAAUAGUUACCUUUCCCCGUUGUCUGAGGCUGUGAAUCGGUAUUACAACCAUAGAUGGAACACUUGGUGUGCAAGCUUAAGACACAAUUACUUCAGUAAUCCUUGGGCAAUUAUCUCUUUGGUUGCUGCUGUCGUCUUGUUGCUACUUACUUUUGCACAAACUUAUUACAGUAUAUAUGGAUAUUACAGACCACCUAAGAAACCAAUAAGAAAAGAAUCUGCACAUCAAGAUCGCUUUUGGAGCUCAUCAUAGAUACAGGUAUAACGUAAAUGCUAUUAUGAUCUACGAACUGUGGGCAUUUUGGAAAUCCGUAAUUUGCCUGAAUGAAAAUCUAGAUUCUUCCCAGGAUAUAAGAACUUACAGAUCAAAUAAAAUUAGUCUAUUCAUAACCCUAUAACAUUU
Molecule: messenger RNA, 1785 nt
Organism: Gastrolobium bilobum
Lineage: Eukaryota; Viridiplantae; Streptophyta; Magnoliopsida; Fabales; Fabaceae
Product: UPF0481 protein At3g47200
Exons: 2
Coding region: 1-1635 (544 amino acids)
Source: RefSeq, a predicted model, not a curated record